GCGGUUAGUGUCGCCGAAACCGCAGUCAGUGUUGCCGCAUGCGUUUAACUGCAAUGCUAAUUGCCCGCACCGCACCCGCCCGAGGAAUGUCACUCUUGACCCAGCCGCAUGCAAACAAAGUCUUGACUCAUCAGCGUCGGGCGGGGGUUGCAAUUAAUGAACGCAGCGUAGAUCAAUUGCGAAGAUAAGGCGAGAAGAGAGUACUAAACAUAAGGUGCUAACUGAAGGGGACACAUGAGUAAGACUGAUUGAUGCCUUGAUUGCCCCACUGGCAUACAAAUACGUACAUAUACAGUGUCUCACACUUUGACCAUGGAGUCAACACUUAGUUCCGGCGGCUCAAAUGCAUCCAGCGAGUGCGCCGUCGACACUGGCGGCGGCUGCGGCAGCAGCAGCAGCAAAAAUCGCUGCCGCAAUUUAGACGCCACGCUCUGCGGCAUCGGCAUUGGCAUCAGCAACAACAACAAUGGCAUUCAAUCGAAUAACGGUAACACAGCGCUCAGCCAGGAGGUUAAGGAUUUAUAUCGCGCCUUAUACACCGUCUCCAAGCAGCUGGACGAUGCCAAGCGAAAUGUACAAAAUGUUGGACAACUAUUCCAGCACGAUAUCGAAGAGAAACGCGCUAAUCUUGUGCAGCUGUGCAAGCAAAUUAUAUUCAAGGACUAUCAAUCGGUGGGCAAAAAGGUGCGCGAAGUAAUGUGGCGUCGCGGCUACUACGAGUUCAUUGCCUUUGUGAAGAAGCAUUCGCAUAAGCAGGGCAUCGAUGCGGAGCACAUGCAGAAGCUGGAACGUUUUCUUUGCGCUGGCAUCUUCAACUACAAGCGUCUCUCGGCUAAAAUGGAGGAGAUUUACGAUCUGGACUUGAAAUAUCUAAUUGACUUUUCCAUUAUAAGUGAGGGCUACAUCAGCGACUAUAUAGGCGAUACGGCAGCCGACAAGGAGCUGGAACCAUCACAGGCCGCUGUCGAUAAAAGCCUGGAGGCGGUCUCCUUUGCACUGGACACCAUACACUCGUCGCUCUUGAGUUUGGGCGAUUUGCAUCGCUAUUUUCUGGACUUUCGCAUUGACAGCCAGCUGAGCCUGAGCAUCAGCAAGGAGCAGGUGGCCAAGUAUUAUCUGGAGGCCUUUAAGCUAAAUCCAGCUAUUGGCAUGGCCCAAAAUCAGCUGGGCACCCUGUACUAUGGUCAGAAUUAUGAUCUGGACUCGACCUAUCACUAUUUGUACUCGCUGGUGUGCAUUAUACCCUUCGAGCUGAGCGAAAACAAUUUGAAUAAACUGUUCGCCAAGCACACGGAAUAUCUGGAGCAAAUGGAUCCAGCUAAAUUGGAAUUCAACAUUGAGGAUUUCUUUGCACGCUUCUAUCUAAUUGUUGACAUCUUUUUCUUCGACAAGGAAGUGCCCGAUUUUAAUUCUCUUUGCCACUGCGUGCUCAUCGAUUUGCGGAAGAUUCUGUGCGCCCAACAGCUGCGCGUGCCCGAGCCGAGCAUUUUCAAGAUAAUCUCCAUAUUAUUCUUUUGCCUGUCCAAGCUGAAGAUGAUUAAUUCCCCCAAGGUGUAUUCCCUGCACGCCUUCCUGGUGGCCGCCUGCUCGGAUCUGAUGGAUGCCUGCAUUGUCAACAUUGAGCAAACGAUUUUAGCACGCGCCGCAGACAAUGAAUGUUUUCAGGCGGCGUACGAGCAGCGAUUCCAAGAGUUUGACACCACGGUCCGUAAGUCGCGCAACGAGUACAAGAACUGGCUGGCCGCCGUGGGCGAGUGCGAGCGCAAGGAUAAGAAAUUGAUGGCUCGUCCGCAUUCACUAAAGGAUUGUAGCUCUGAUUCACGGGACAGCCAGCACUCGGCGGAUGAGGGUUGCGCCAAGACACAGGAGGCAGCCGACACAGACAAACUGGGCGGCACCGAGCCCAUCUCCACGCGUUCCAGCGAUGAGGCCAAGGAGAGCGAUCUGAAGACGCCGCUCUCCUGCAAGAGCAAGCGCCGUGGCAUGCGUCUGCGUCGACGUCGUCGCAAGAUUGCCCAAUCGGAUGACAGCUCCUGCUACGACAGCGAGAGCGACAUGGACACGGACUUUUAUAGCGACGAGGAGGACUACACAGAUUUAAGCUCCAAUUUCGAUACAGAUUUCAGUGACAUUGAUGCCGGUGAGCCCGAUGAGACGCCAGCAGCUGACUAUGUCAAAAAGGAGCGCUCAGCACGUCAGCCGGCCGGCGCCCAUGUCUAUUCAGACAGCGAGGAUGUGGUCAUUGAGGAGGAGCGUCUCAUCUAUCCCGAAGAUCUGGAACGUCGACCCAAUUCGCAGGAGGCAGACUCGGAGGAAUUGCUGCGCAGCUUCGAAGUGCUGCAGCUGAACUUCAAAAGCGCUGAGGAUACCAAAGCAGCUGCCGCUGAGUUGCCCACGGCCAAUAUAAUCAGCGGCACAAAUGUGCCACCUGUCAGCAUGACGGAGCCCCCAAAGAAACUUGUCUAUCGCAACAAGUACACGAAGAUUAAUCCGAAUAUUAUAAUCGACUGCCUGCACAAUGAGCCGACAAUACGUGCCCUGAAGAUGCUAUUUGACUGGCUGCGCAUUAAUCCAGAGAUCCUUAUUGGCUGCUAUCAUUCCAAUCCGGAGUUUGUGCACAAGAUUAUGAAGCUGUUGAACUACUGCAAUAUCGAUGUAUUCACCCGGAAGGUUUACUUUGAGCGGGAGCUGCUGACGACCAGCAAUGUGCGCGAAGCUCUGGUCGAGCUGUUUGACGUGCGGGCCAAUGUGCCUCUGAGCGAAGAUUUCGCCUUCAAGAACUUUGACAUAUUCCAGAGCACACAAAUCACCCUAGACUGGGAGACUAUAAUCAGGGAGCGUGUUACGCCCCAGGAGGAGUCCAUACUGCGCAUCUUCAAGAUGGUCGAUUUUGGUUUCUUCAUUUGCAAGCAGAAAAAAUUCAAUUAUCGCUUCUGUGUGAAGACCCGUCGCUUCACCGAAAACCAGAAGAAAAAGCGCGAGGAGAAGAAGGGUGGGUGCUCGCGUCGACGCGAACGUCGUACGGCACCGAAGACCACCCGCAAGCGGAACGAGGGUCGCACCCGUCGCUACUCGGAUCGCAAGAACGGCAUCGUACGUAAGAGCUAUACCAGCAACGAGGAGAAGGACACAGUUGAGGAGUGCCGCAAGCUGCCACGCAAGGGCUACUUGCGCAAUCGCAAUGCGGAAAAGGCAGCUGCUGUUAUAGCCAGCGCCACGGGAACCUCCGUAGCUGGUGGCACCUCGGCCUCCGCCUCGACCACCACGAACAGUGUCAUCGAGAAGCUCAAUUUGCAGUCGAGCAGCGGCGCCGAUGAGGAACGUUCCGAGGCGAAGACUAAAAAAUGCGAAAUAAUGGGCAAACUUUGGCUGCAGAACGAGGUGGAAGCGCUGGAGGAGGAACUCCGCGACAGCACCACCCACGUGGUCAUGUCGCCAUUUGUUGUCGUGGAUGCCAAGGCCCUAACCGAAUACAAUGGCAUUGUAAAAUCGCUGGUCAGGACCAAAAAGUGCAUUGUGCUUAUACCCAAUGCGGUGCUCAACGAGCUGGAUGAGCUUAAGAAGCGCAGCGAGAAUGUGCGCCAUGUCAUACGCUGGUUGGAACAAGAGUUCAAGCAUGGCAAUCGCCAUCUGCGCGCACAGCGCGACAAUGAGAGCCAGCCCCUGUCGCUGCUCAAGAUAUCACGCAAAAUGGAUCGCGAUGCCUCGGUUUUCCUACAAAUCGCCCAGUUCUGCAACCAUCUGGUAGCCAAUCAUGCCGAUCCGCAUGUCAGCGAGCUGCAAAAGAAUGUGGUCACCUAUUUGUCCGGCGAUAAUCUGCACGAGAAGAAUCGCCAACAGCAGAAUUUCAGCUAUACGGGCAUACUCGACUCGAUACCCGUGCGCUAUGCCCAAAUCCAGAGCUUCUAUGCCAAGUUUAAGGCCAACAAAAAAUGAGUGAGCCGUAGCAGACGCUAGGUGGCAAAUGCAUGGCAAACAGCAGAUGCAAAUUUAUAAAUGCAAGAGGAUGUGCAAAGCGUGUGUUCACUGUACAACCACAACAAAACGACAUGGAGUUCCAAGUUAACGAAAAGUUUCUCUCAGACGCGGCCCAGCGGGGGCAACAAAAACGGCAAUCAAACAAGACCAACAAAAAAAAAAAAAACAAAAAAAAAA
This is a messenger RNA of Drosophila novamexicana, 4155 nucleotides long. RefSeq names its product protein SMG5 (gene Smg5). Gene Ontology annotation, molecular function: protein binding; telomeric repeat DNA binding; telomerase RNA binding. Gene Ontology annotation, biological process: nuclear-transcribed mRNA catabolic process, nonsense-mediated decay. The transcript has 7 exons. Gene Ontology annotation, cellular component: telomerase holoenzyme complex. The coding region runs from base 313 to 3936 and encodes 1207 amino acids. NCBI's taxonomy places the organism in Eukaryota, Metazoa, Arthropoda, Insecta, Diptera, Drosophilidae. The record is from RefSeq and is a predicted model, not a curated record.